Molecule: messenger RNA, 7141 nt
Organism: Corythoichthys intestinalis (scribbled pipefish)
Lineage: Eukaryota; Metazoa; Chordata; Actinopteri; Syngnathiformes; Syngnathidae
Gene: rreb1a
Product: ras responsive element binding protein 1a
Exons: 19
Coding region: 668-5416 (1582 amino acids)
Biological process (GO): regulation of transcription by RNA polymerase II
Cellular component (GO): nucleus
Molecular function (GO): RNA polymerase II cis-regulatory region sequence-specific DNA binding; DNA-binding transcription activator activity, RNA polymerase II-specific
Source: RefSeq, a predicted model, not a curated record
UAUGGUUGCCAGCCAGCCAGCCAGCCAGCCAGCAAGUCAGUCAGUCAGCCAGCCAGCCAGCGAGCGUCGACUCGUCAAAUGACAAACGGCAAAGUUUCAAAGAAGUUGGCUGCGCGUGCGCGGAAAGGAGGAAGAAGCCUCCCGCGGGUGCGAGCACAGAGAUGCUUGAUGGCCACGUCCCCUUGGAGACACACACACACACACACACACACACACAAGCGCAACACGUGAUGAGCUUUAGUGCACGGCUUUAGACUGGGGGGAGGAGGAGGAGGAGGAGAGAGCGACGACUCCAACGCACAACAAGCUUCUUCUUUUUGCUCCCCUUCUUCGUCUUUUUGACUUGAGUGACUUGCGAGUUACUCGGGAGAGCGAGGAGGGGGGGGGGCGAGAGAAAGAGAGCGAGAGCGAGUGAGAGACAGGAGGAAGAGGAGGGAGGGGGAGCGAGAGGAGGAGAAGCGGAGUAAAGUUUGUCCAAGUUUGCACAUCCCUUCGGAAACGCCAUUUUGAUUCGGAUCAACUUUGCAGCCUCUCUCUCCGCCGUCACUGCCUUCAUCCUUCUUCCUCGUCAUCCUGCCCGUCGUCAUCUCAUCUCGGCCGGCCGGCCCGACGGCCACGAUGUCUCGGCUCGAGCAGGCCAAAGUCCAACUGUGAGCGGCGGUCGCGGAUGCCGGUCGAGCGAGAGAGGCCUUCCUUUGCAGAUAUGGAGAACACCACGGAGAAGCGGGAAGCGGCCGGAGCCGACUCGGCGCCGAACGGCGGAGAGGCGGCGGACGUCGGCCCUCCAAGUGCGUCCGGCGCCGUUUUCGGUCUCCCCUUUAUUUGCCGGCGCGCUUUGUUGCCAGCCUUCCCUCUCCGCCCGACAGCCGCACCGGAGAGGACGGACGAGGGCGCCCGGAGCGCCGGCGGCGGCGAAGACUUGUCCUCCAUCAACGCCAUGAUGUCGGCGGUCAUGUCGGCGGCGGGCGGCAUCAACGGAGGAGGAGACGCGGGAAGCGACGUCGCUCCCGGACCCUCGCCGAGCCCGUCCCCCGACAAGACGCCCGCGGCGGCGGCCGUCAGGGCGCCGCCCGGCCGUAACGUCCGACGAAGCCAGGACGCCAAAGACGAGCGCGCGGCUCACGUCUGCCCGCUUUGCGACAAGAGCUGCCAGUCGCAGCAUCAGCUCACCAUGCACAUCAGACAGCACAACGCGGACGCGGGCGCGACGGACCACUCGUGCAGCAUUUGCGGCAAGUGUUUGAGCUCGGCGUCUUCGCUGGAUCGCCACAUGCUGGUGCACAGCGGCGAAAGGCCCUACAAAUGCAGCGUCUGCUCGCAGACUUUCACCACCAACGGCAACAUGCACAGACACAUGAAGAUUCACGAGAAAGACCCGGCCAGCGGUCUCCUGCCCGUAAGCCCGCCGUCGCCCACCAAGCGACGUCGACCGUCCGUCAAGAGGCGACAGGGCCAGGAGGACGAGGGCGCCGAGGAGCCCCCGGCCAAGAAGGUGACGGAGGAAUCUCCUCCAGAGGAAGCGGCGGUACCGCCGCCGGCGUCCGCGGCGCCGCCGCCGGGGGACGACGUCGCGCUCCCUUGUCCCAUCUGCUUCAAGACCUGCGUCGGUAGACCGGAGCUGGACACGCACAUGGACACGCACCCGGACACCACGCUCAGGUGCGACCUGUGCUGCCUUUCCUUCCGGACCCACCGCGGUUUGUUGCGUCACAACGCGGGGGUCCACAAGCUCCUGCCCCGAGACCCCGGCGGGCGACCGUUCAUCCAGAGCAAUCCGUCCAUCCCCGCCGGCUUCAACGACUUGGCCUUCAUCGACUUCUCCUGCAAGAAAUUUGCUCGCAUCGCCCAGGUGUGGUGCGAGACCAAUCUCCGGCGCUGCGUCGGCAAGUUUCACCGCUUCGUGUGCGAGCGCUGCGACAAGGCCUUCCCGCUGCGCUCGGCUCUGGACCUCCACAAGAGCCACGGACACUCGCCGGCGGUUAGCGACGCCCAUGACGGCGUCUCUCGGGACGCCCCGCUUUCCCCGCGGGAUCACUUCAUGGAGGCGCUAGGACUCCGACACGUUUCCAAGGUGAAGCGCCCCCCCACGGAGGACGAGAUCCACCAAGCGCACCUGGACAGCAUCAAGGUCAUCCACGUGGAGCCCCUGAGCUGCAGCCUCCCCCAGGAGCCCGCCUUCCUACCGGCGGGCACGGGCGGUCCGGCGGCCCCGGGCGGCACCCCGCCGGAUCGGACGUGUACCCUGCAGGGUCUGUCCCAAAGGGACGCCCUGGGUCUGCUGUCUCUGCAGCCCUUCCAGGCGGGCUUCCCGCUGCAGCCGGACGGCGGCGGCGCCGCUACCGCCGGCGGCGGGAGCGCCGUCAAGCCGGGCGAAGCGGCCGGCGUGCUGGAGCCGGCCGACGUCCGCCGCGUCCUCAAAGCGGCCGCCGCCGCGACCGAUCAAACCGGGCCGGGCUUUCCGGGUCUCAAGGCGGCGCCGACCGAGGCCGAGCCCCCUCCGACGCCUCGCUCGGAUCUGACGCCGGGCACGCCGCCGCCCCUGCGAAGUUCGCAGCGGGCCUCGCUGGGCCACGUCGGCCCCGGGUUACCGCCGCCCGGCCCCGCCCUCUUCGAGACGCGGCCUCCGUCUUUGGCGGACGGCCGCCGCCUCCCCUCGGACUCGCCGCCGGCCGCCGCGGCCGCGACUCGCGAGGAGGGCAGAAAGAGGGCGGCGGGCGAGGCCGAGGGCCGCUUCCCGUGCCGCUUCUGCGACCAGGUCUUCUCCUUUUCGGGCGUCCUGCAGGCUCACAUGCGCUUCCAUUUGGGCAUCCUGCCUCACCAGUGCAACAUCUGCGAUUACGUAGCGCCCGACAAGGCCACGCUGAUCCGCCACCUGCGCACCCACAGCGGCGAGCGCCCCUACAUUUGCCGCGUCUGCCACUACCCCUUCACCGUCAAGGCCAACUGCGAGCGCCACCUCAGGAAGAAACACGGCAAGACGUCCAGGAAGGACAUCGAGAAACACAUCAAGUGCGUCUUCUCCGCCGAGCCCGGCGUCUCUUCGAUCGACGCCCGCGCGGGGCGAGGCGGCGCCGACGCGGCCUGCCGAUUCUGCGGAGAGGACCUGAAGACGUACCGGGCCCUGCAGAUCCACUUGCGCACGCACAACGGCUGCCGACGGAAACCCUUCGAGUGUCGCCGCUGCGGCGCCGCCUUCCUGGCCAAGCGCAACUGCAUCCACCACCUCCUCAAGCAGCACCCGGAGGUCCAGGAGCGCGAGAUCGAGGAGCACAUCGCCGCCACCGCCGCUCGCCUCCCCGCGCUCGGCCCCGUCAAGACGGAGGACUACGGGCGGGAUCCCGACCAGCCCCUGGACUUCUCGGCUAAGGGCCGAGGCGCUUUGACGGCAGUCAAAGCGGAGGGCGCGUCCCCAGUCUCCGAGCUCCCCUCCUCAGACCAGCCCGUGGACCUGUCCGUUCCCGGCAAGCGUCUCUGGCGGGAGGAGGCCGAGAGGCGCCGGCUUUUCGCGGAGCAAAACGGCGCCGCUCCCCAACGCCGAGACAAGCCGGCGGCCGCGUCGCCUCUCGGGGCCGUCCGCUUACCCGCGGGCCUUCCGCCGGGCCCCUCGCCCCGCCCCCAGCGCCUCAAGCCCCUCCUGCCUAAACCCACCUCCGUUAAGGAGCUGCCCCCUCUGGCCUCCAUCGCCCAGAUCAUUCACUCCGUGUCCGCCGCCCCCGACCUGCUGAAAAGAGAGGCGGCGGAGACCGACCGUCAGCCGGCGACCCGGUCGCCCUCGGCCCCGCCGGGCGUCACCGCCGUCCCGGAGACGCCCGCCGACGACACCGCCAGGAAGAAGAACAGGAAGAAGAGCGCUCACGACGUCCUUCCCGUCCUGGGCGGCGGCGUGGACUUGGAGUCCAGCGGCGAGUUUGCCAGCGUGGAGAAGAUGCUGGCCACCACCGACGCCAACAAGUUCACCGACUUCCUGCAGACCGAAGACGUCGCGUCAGAAAGCGCCGCCGGAGACGGCCACCGAGCGGGCGGCGGCGCGGACAAGGAGGCGGUGCCGAAAGAGCGCGCCAAGACGGCGGCGCCGCUUCCGCAGUCCAAAGGCAAGAAGAACGCCUACUCCAACUCUGUCCAGAAGAUGACCUGUCCCUUUUGUCCUCGCGUCUUCCCGUGGGCCAGCUCGCUGCAGAGGCACAUGCUCACGCACACCGGUCAGAAGCCCUUCCCGUGCCCUCGCUGCGACGCCUUCUUCUCCACCAAGUCCAACUGCGAGCGCCACCUUCUCAGGAAGCACGGCGUCACCAACCGCACGCUGAGACGCAACGGCGUAACGGCCAAGAAAGAAAGCGACGACGGCUCGCCCGAGAGCGCGGGGAGCCAGUCGGACGCGGAGCAGCCGGUCGACGAGCGGUCGCCCGCGGGCCAUCCGGCCCCCCUCCGAGACGCGCCCCCAGAGCAGAAGGCGGAGGAACCCGCGCCGCCCGGCCCGAACGUGUCGGGUCCCGCCCCGACGUGCGAGCUCCAGCCCCGGCAGAGAGCGGCGGACGCCUCCCGAGAAACGGCCCGGCCCGCGCCGCCCGCCGCCGAGCGCGACGACGACGACUGUCAGAGCGACAAAAGUUUGGAUUUGAACUUUGGCUCCAAGCUGAUCGACUUCAAGCUGUCCGACUCGGCCGGCGCCGCCCCGUCGACGGAGGCCCCCGACGGCCCCUCGGACCGAAAGCACGUCUGCGGCGCGUGCCGCAAAACUUUCCGCUACGCCACGACGCUGGCCCGCCACGAGAAGGCGCACCUGAGCCGGGAGGAGGCGUCCGAGGGGAAAGAGGCGGCGCCCCGGGAGAUCGACGACGACGGCGCCGAGGAGGAGCCGGAGACGGGCCCGGACGAGGCGGAGGAGCGCGGCGACGCCCCGGAGAGCGACGACGACGACGACGACGAAGACGAGAAGGACGAGCGCAGCGACGAGGAAGCCAAGAGCCCGGAGGGCGACGAGGAAGCCAAGAGCCCGGAGGGCGGCGAAGUGGCCGACGGCGCCGUGGCGGACAAACGUAAAAAGAAGACCUGCGCCGUUUGCGCCAAACGAUUCUGGUCGCUGCAGGACCUGACCAGACACAUGAGGUCGCACACAGGCGAGCGUCCUUAUCGCUGCGCCACGUGCGAGCGAACGUUCACGCUCAAGCACAGCCUGGUCCGCCACCAACGCAUUCACGCCAACAAGACGGCCGGCGAGGACGGCGGGGGCCGCCCCCCCUCCGAAAACGAGAGCGCCAAGGACUCGGACGGCGGGGGCCGCCCCCCCUCCGAAAACGAGAGCGCCAAGGACUCGGACGACGGCCGCGUCUCGGACCCGGAGCGUCCGGUCGGAGCGCCUCCCGAGCCGCCGGAUCCCCCGGCCGACGCGGAGCCUCCGUCGGCGGCCGCGGUUUGAGCGCGGGGCGGGGAGGAGACCCCGCCUUCGAUAAGUGCCUUACUACUCGUCCUUUAAGACUUUUUUUUAACUUUUGUUUCGUCAGCGAGGAGAUCGGGAAGGCCGACGCUACUCGUAACUGGAAAAGACGGCGGACGAACGAAUGCCACCGCGUCACGUGCGAGGACUUCUCGGUUGACUUUUUGUUUUGACAUUUCGUGGUGUGGGGAGGGAUUUUUUGUUUUUGUCUUGAGUUUGUAUGUGAACAAAGGUAAUCGCCUCUCGCUAGUUAGGGCGCGCGCGAGAGCUUUCGUCCUCGAUCCCGUCAUCCCGCUCGCUAGCUUGACGCGAGCCGUUUUCCCACCCCGUUAGCUUUCGCGCCGAGCCGCCUCGGGAAGGCCGAGCGGUAGUUUGCCGGGACGAGCCGACGCCUUCCGAAAGGAUCCGUCGUUCGAUUGGCUCCAUUUGUACGCGACCUCCGACGCUAAUGGCGUCUGGAGCAAAACUGCGACGCUAACGGCGUGACGCGCGCAAAGCUAGACUGCUCAAGUAUUAGUGGAUCGACCCCGUGACACUUCGAGCCAAUACGCGUCAAAUUUCGAGGCAAUUUUUUCUUUUGAUUCUCCCUUUUCUUCCGUUUUGUUCAAUGGCGUCAGAGACAAUCAAAUGCAAGUGGAAUAAAAACUUGCUGGGAUGGAAGGAAACACUAGCCUGUGUCACUGGAUACAACUUGACUUUAGUUAAGGGGGUAGGGGGCGAGGGGUGGGUUUUUUUUUUUCCAUUUUCCUCCAAAUUUGAUUGCGGUGACCACCGCUCUGACUGGACACUAACUACGACUACAGUAGCCUACUCUUGUAGGACGGUCAUCCACUCUUUUUAGCUAAAUGAGGCGAGAAAAUCAUCAAAUAUCGCUCGUCAGCUAGCUAGCUUGACGUCAGCUGCUUUUGUCACAGGAGGCGAGCCUAGUUUAGUUUCCCAGUGACUUUAGCCCCGCCCCCCGAAACAAUAACGUGUAACUGUGCGCGUGCGUGCUCGACCGUGUGCGUGGGUUGUUUGGAAAAGUAUUUAUUUGGCGCCCGGCUUUGUCCACUCGCCAGGACGUUUGCCAGCCCCUUGUUUGAAUGUUAAGCGAGCGAGCGAGCGAGCGGAGGCAACGCGGCCGGGCAAUAGCAACAUCCAAGAAAGAAAAAAAAAAGCUUUAAUCAUCAAAUUUUUUCUGUCAAACUGUGAACUUUAUUAUUAUUUGAUGUUUUUCUCUUUUGGGUGACUUGUAGAUUAGUAUUUUUUUCUUUGCAUGUUUAAUCAAAGAUGCUUGGUGAUUUCCACACACAAAUAAAGACAAUGUUGCUCUCAGGGUUCCGUUUUUCUUUUGCUUCCUGAGACGCAAACACAUUUUCUGUCAAUCAAUCACGCCGGCCGGCACUCGCGCCGAGGAAAAAGUCGUCGAUGAAAGGCAAAAUAAUAAAGCUCGUAAACGCAGCCUCCUGCCGUCUAUCUCUUUGGCGUCCGUCCGCGCCGAAUGGGCUUCCGCUCCCUUCCCGUUCUCGCAUUGAGCUCGCGGGAAGGGACGGAACGUCGUACGGGAACGUGGCGAACGAACGGACGGGGAGCGGAAGCCGCCGGACGGAACCGGAGGCGCGGCUCUAGGCGGUGGCUGCUUUCAUCAGGGCCUGCUCCCCAAAGAGCCGCGUGAAGUGAAGGGCGUGCUCCUCGCAGUGCUCGCCUGCGGGCGGACGGAAGCGCGCC